This is a messenger RNA of Xyrichtys novacula (pearly razorfish), 12436 nucleotides long. The record is from the annotation of a GenBank genome assembly. NCBI's taxonomy places the organism in Eukaryota, Metazoa, Chordata, Actinopteri, Labriformes, Labridae.
ACAGCUCCAAAAGUUCACUGACUGGUCAACUUAGCUUAAAAGUGACCCCAAGUCGUUUAAUUCUACAACGAAACUUCUUUAGCAGAUUUUUCAAAGUGUGACGAGCGACCUUACGUUGUUGCCGUUGUCCUGACGGCGAGCUAACAUGGUCAGGUUACCUCCGUUUAGCUAGCUCUACUGCUUUGUGUUGUAAACAGUGUUACGGCUAACUAACGGUCAACAACUUUACCCGAAUAAAGGAACAUUUCCAGCAGGUAAGUUAAUGCAAUAUAUGUUUAGACUCGUUUAUAACUUUUCGCUAACUUAAAAUCUAAGGAGAUAAUCUCAGUCAAAACUAAUCAUCAUCCUGAUAUCAAACUAAACUCUUGCUUUCCCUGUCUGUGUAUGAAAAAUCUCCACAGAUUACCCUAAACAUACAGGAUACAUGCAUCAUGUCUAUUGAUUUCGACAGUGCUGCUCUUCAAACUCAGCACGAUGAAGAGGAGUAUGACCAGGAGGACUAUGCAAGAGAGCAGGAGGUAAAAGAGGCAUGAGAAGAUGUCUUUGGGGCUGUCACCGAUGUUUGACAUUUUAAAUCUUUUUUUGUGGCUCCUGUUAUUCAAAGUAUUACAUGACAGAAGAAACUCUGGACAUGCUUGAAUUGUGAAACAAUAAGCUGGAUAACAUUAUAGUGCCUGUGCAAUUUGGCGUUUCUAUAUAGGUGAAAAGUGAAAGCACUUAUCACUACAGUGUGUUAAUAUGACCUACAUUACCAGUUAGCAACUUAACACAAAUAUUUUUGCCUGAAUGAGUCUUUUGACUGAGUUAAUGUUAUAAAGGGAGGUGUUUUAAGGCUUGCAUUGUUCACAUUUCACAAUCACUCUCAGCUCCCUGGCUUCACAGUCAUGCUGUUAUUACUCACACCUACAAUCUGUUGCUCUUCAAAUCUGUGCUAUUAUUGGCUCAGGGAAAGGCCUCCUUCCAGGUGUGUCACUGAAACUGUGGUUUCCCCGCUUUCUCUCUAUUUAGGUUAACUUGUUCCUCUGCUUUACUUCAUUUGUACUGAUAAGUGAGCGAGAAGCAGGGGUCUGUGAAUGUUCUUUUUUCUUAUGGGCUGUGACACUCAGGAGAAAUGGACUUUGGAAGAAUAUUUCUACGCAGGAUGGAUAUUUUUCACUUUGGCAUAGCUUAUGUAUUACAUGUGAGUUGGUGGAGUGGAAUUGUCUGCCACCAGCGAUUGGAAUGUUUCUGCUCCAGUUAACCUUGCCAUAUGUUUUGUCUGAACAAUAGAGUUCAUUGGGAGCAAAACACAGCAAUACGGCAGGGAGCUGACAACAUGCCAAGCACGUUUUGGAUGUUUCACACAGAGGGUCUCCCUGCAGAAGUACUAGAUUUUGUCAAGUGAAGAAGUGCCUUUUGAACGUUUUCUUUAAAUGUGUAAGAAGGAUAACAUGGGUCCUUCGGUUGUGGACACUGUGGAGGAUUUGAGGAAUAUUCAACAGUCCUUGUGUGAAGUAAGUUCAGCUGGCUCUGCUUUGUUCCAUCACUCAUGGCUGGUUGUAAAACAAGCUUGGCCUAUCUGCUCCUGACGCAAAGAGGGUUUUGUCUUGUUUGUGUGUCAUUUCAGACUACUACUUGUUGAGACAUAAACAGACAUUGUGGCUUGUUAGCAUGUUGUGCUCAGUUUGUGUUUCAUUAUCUAAUCUAAAUGAUGAAUUAGCAUUUACUAUAAAGAAAGGGCUUCAUACGAAUGAUGGCAUGAGCUAACUAUAACAUUAGGAUGAAUUGGAAAAUAUUCACAUUCAAGGUGCUUAAAUCAGAGAAGGUUUUGAAAUUUUGGAAAUGACUUAAAUAAUUAAAAGAUAUAAUGUUCAAUACAUGCUGUAAACUGAAACAGACAUGAAUGAAAUCAUUGUAAACACUGAAUCAUUUAAAAAUGUAUCUAAGGUAGAGACAGAUACUUCAUCUCUGUACAACAGAAUAUUGGUUUUAACCCUCUGUUAUAGAAAACAAAUAUUCUCCAUACACUUAUCUGUCUCUCAGGUCAUUGAUUGGUUCUCUGUUAAAUCUGUGUUUCUUUACAACUUGGUUGCGGGGCAACCGUGGUGACUCAUUUCCAUGUGCUGUUUUUCUGCAGCUGCAGAAACUGCUCACAGACCUGCCUGAUGACAUGCUGGAAGACAGCAUAGACUCCUCCUCCCCAGAGCUGGAGUACUCUGCCUUCAGCAAUAAAAACACCGGCAACAGGUAACAUAUGUUACAGUUCAGACUUGGAGAUCUUUCUCUGUUAUACAAACAGACAAACUUAGUAACAGAUUAUUGUUUAUAUAUGCUUUUUUUUACCCUUUGACCUUAGUCCUCAGUCUACAUGGACCCAGCAAUGGUCAGCUCAUCCAAGGCCAACCUCCCAUGAACAGGUUGGUAGUAAGUUAAGUGUCACUAUUGUUAGUCUUUUUUAGCUCCAAAAAGAAAAACAAAUCAAUUUUAAACAAACGAUUCCCUGCUUAUAUGAUGAAUUCUUACAGGAUGAGUAUGCGUACGAGAACGGUGCUGUUCAGAUCAAUGGACAUCACGGUCACCCUCAGAGUCAACCUCUACCUCACACCUGGAACCAGCAGUCACAGGAUCACCAGUUCUCCCAGGGAGAUUAUACAUACACCAGUAUAGGCACAGAGAGAUCUACAGAGACCAACGAUAACUCCACAGAUGAGUAUGGUUCCCAACCAUACACCCAGGGCACCACGACCUGUGCAGUGUAUGACCAAGGGGGCACACACAGAGAAAACCAAAUCUAUGGGGACCACAACAACACCAGAAACCACAUUCAGGUGAGUAGAGUUGAUUAUUUUGUUUCAUUUGCAACUGCAGAUCAAUGAAGCAUCAACUUUAACGACUUAUUCCAUCAAUUAUUCCUCUCGUCUCUUAUUAACUUGACAUGAACAUCUUAUAAUCAUGUAGUCAGUCAGUCCUUAUUUUUGUUGCACUACUGUUAUUAGUUAAGCAUAAAAAUACUUAAGCGUGCAACUCUGGAUUGAUUCAUGAGAAACUUGCGUUUUUUUUAAUCUCCACUUUAGAAUUUAAGGUCUACAGCAGGGGAAAGAGUUGUUGAUCAGUACAAAGCCAGCUAUAAUCCUCACCAUCCUGCCCACCAGCCAAAGAUGUUCAACUCUAAGGCUGCGCACCAACAAGGUCAACUGGACAAUCUGCAAAGAGAAUUCCUCGACUCAACACAACGUGAGUUUGAGUCUUGAUUUCAUUCAUGAAUAGUUUAUAUGAGAGUCCAGUGACAUGUAAUCACAAUACUGACAUAGGUGAAAACUGAUUUAUUAUUCUCUCUGCUUGAUUAAUUUUGCUGACAAUCGUGCAAAGCAAAAAGGUUGGUUUCUUGUUUUUUUUUUGUUUUGUUUUUUUCAUAAAUUCUGAGGUCUCAGCCUCCUUUGAGUGGAUAUCCUGUGCUCAGGUUUUGACUCACAAAGUGACUCUCUUUCAAAGAAUAUUUGAGAAGAAAUUGGCUUUUAUAAUUUCAAUUCAGCAGCAUUAUGAAAUGAAAUGUAUUCCAAUAGACCACAAGAAAACUUUCAUUAUAAUUGUAAUGCUGAGGAGCUUUUAUCAUUUUCAUCACCCGUCAUGAUAUUAAGACAGGAAACCCUGACCUGACAGCACCUUAAACCACCAUGGAAGUCUUAGGCUGAUUUGUCUUAGAAUUUCACAUUUCUCUUUAAAUUGUCAUUGUUCAAAAUCAGAUGUUUCCAUAUUUUUCUGUAAGCUGAGAAUGAUCGACGGCAUUUCUGUGUUGUAUUUCAGAAACUGCAGACAGAGAGCAGCUUGCUCAGCUUCAGAUUUUAAACAAAGCUCAGCAGAGGCAGAUUGAAGAUUUGGAGCAGAAACUGGAAGAUUCGAGACGUAACAUGAGAUACCUGGAGCAUCAGUUUGUAAUAGCCAAAGGUAGGUUUCAUCCUUCUUUUCUCUCAAGAGGAAGUUUUUAACAUGACUGCAUUUUAAAGGCUAAGUGAACUCAUGUGGAUAAUGUCAUUUCACGCUGUCACACAAGAUUCACAGUGUCUCUGUACUGUGUAUGUGGUGUACUGUACACACAUGCAGUACACUGUUAAGAUGCAUGUUGCCCCCUUGUGGCUGUAAGAGGACUUGCACUAUUUACAGAAACACAGAGGCUUCUUGUGUUGUUGUCCUCUUAUGGGAUGCCCUGCUCUUAGACACAUAGUGUCAAUCAAACAACCGAUCUAUUUAUAUGACGCCAAAUCACAACAACUGUUUCCUCAAGACGCUUUGCAAAACAGGCAGGUCCAGACCACUCUGUUGUCUUAUUUACAAAGCGCCAACGUCAAGAUAAGUGAAGAUUAAGUCCCAUCUUAUAAGCAAGGCUCGGUCUCAUAUUAUCCUAAUCUAUUGGCAGCAUUUAGAAAGUUAAAGUGGCAGAAAAAAAUCCUUUUAAUAGAAUCAUAAACAUCCAUCCACUGAAACUGUGCUGUGAGUAAACGUAAUUUUUUUAAUCAUCAAUAGAUGAAAAGGACGGUCUUGCAGUGAGUCUGAAGGAAUCAAGUCGAUUGGUUGAAGAGGCCAAGGAAAGAGAGGUUCAAAUGCAGAUAAAACUGAAGGCACUGGAGCAGCAAGUACAAGUUCUUAACGAGAGAGAUCAGGAGGUAAGUGCUGUGCAGACACUCAUACCCACAAAUCCUGUUUCCCUUCACCUCAUACUCAUACCUGCUCAGACCAAAAUAAUGGACAACCAGCAGUGAUUGAUCUCUCUUACAGCAGUUUCAGUGUUAUAGAUAAAGACCUUGGAUGUUUUUAGUGCUGUGUUCAAAUGUUAUGUACCACUCUCUCAAAUUGACCUAUAUUUGUAGAUACAUAUUUACAUACAGCAAUGUCACCUUUGUUCAUUAGUGUGUGUGGUGUUAGAGUUUAAUAUAGUGAUAUCUGUCCAGAACACAAAGAAGCAGAUGGUGGCAGAGGCUGCAGUGGACAGUAUGAAGCAGCAGAUGUUGGAGCUUUGCCGCUCCGACACUUUGUCCAAAGUGCGGCAGCAGCAUGACAGAGACCUUGCUGUCAUGAAGGAGCAGCAUGACUCUGCACUGUUAACCUUACAGCAGAAACUGGACUCUACUUCUCAGGCUCUGAACGAACAGGUCUGUACUGUUACUGCCACAGAACAAGCUUUCUAUGAUAAACUCUUUGGAACUUAGAUGAAUGAUGUUGGCUAAGUUCAAGACCUUUGUGAAUAUGGUAAAGUCUGUUGUUGUUGUUUGUCAUUCAGAUUGAAGUUUGUGAGAGGUUAGGACACCAAGUGAAACGGCUGGAGUGUCAGAGAGAAGAAGAGCAACUGGAGAGAGCCAGGGUAGUAAACACUCUCACGCAGCGUCUGGAGGAGAGUCAGCAACAGUGUGCCAAGCUGCUGCAGACCAGUAUGUAUUUCAUGCAGAUACUUACAACACAAUUUGGGCAAGUUUUUAUUUAAUUGACUGUAUCCCUUGUCAUCACACCUUUUCUAUUGUUACUUUGUACCCUGUAGGUUCAGUCCAGGAGCUGACUCAGAUCCAAAUCAAACUACAACAGGCCCAAUCAGCAAAGGCACUCAGCGAAAACAUGAACAAAGUUUUGCAGGUCGACUCUCUUUUUCCUGUUUCAUAAUGAAAAAACAAACUCUGAAAUUCUUCAAACAGAUCUCAGACAGAUGUUUAAAACCAUUUGGUAAUAUAUUUCUGUUCUUCAUCUUUUUUUUACUCUAAAGGAGGAUCUGUCUGAUUUAAAGGAGCAGAUCACUCUUUAUGAAUCUGCCUUGAAACAUGGAGUUAUCACAUUAGACCUGAGCAGCGAAUGGGAGAACCAGCUGUCUGAAUCCUGCGUGGAUUUAGGACUAAAGAAAACGAACAGGAAGAAUGGACUUCACAGGUACAUCAAGACAAUAUGCACUGUCUUUUAUCACUGAGGACUUUAAAACUAUAUAUUAUUAGAUUUUUUUAAGGUCCUUUUAAUAACCAUCAAAACCUUUGUCUCUCUGUUGUUGGGUCAGUACCGCCCUGGCUCACUUGUCAGACUCCAAGCUUCCCAAAGAUGAAGCUUUUCGGCUCUUGCGAGCUGAGAUGCAGCGCUGCUUGGGGAGUUUGAAGGGGAAGCGACAGAAGAUCAGUCAGCUGCAAGAGGAGCUCCAGCUCAGUCAGGGUCGAGUGGAUGAGCUGCAGACCCAGUUAGAUGAAGCCAAGCUCAGCUUAUCAGUGAGUACAUCCACCCACAGCAACCACACAAGCUGUAAGUUUGAUACCCUGACAAUAAGACGAAAAAUGCAAAUAGAUCAGGCUCUCUUAAAACAAACCUGAAAGGAUUUAUUUUCUAAAUUUUCAAUAUUUCUUGACAACAGCUAAAAUACUUGUAUAGAGGUACAGCAGAUAAAUUACAAAAGGUUAGAAUUUAUUGUCACUUAAAACGAUGCAUGCGUCCCACAGGUCAGAGAGACCAGUCAGAUGAAACAUCUGGACUUAACUGGGGAGUCUCAAAAAGAGUUCAUGAUACUACAGGAAGAAAAACGACACUUGCAGGAACAAUUUGAGGUGAGUUGUAGUUUAUGGGGCAGAUUACUGAUGCUUUUAAUCCUUUCUUUUAAAAACGAUUGAUCUUCUGUCCGAACUCCAGGUGUUAGAAAAGAAGAAUAAGGAGCUCAAACAAAGUGAGGAGAAGGUGAAGUCUGCCAACGCUGAGCUUUGUAGCAAGAUGAGAGAGAUGAUCCAAGAACUGGACCAGGAGAAGCAGGAGGCUGCAGAGAGGUAAGACACAAACAGGAGAACUUCAGCUGAAUUAACUUGAUGGUAUUUUUCUCCUACGAUCACAGUGGAGUAUAUUCAUGCAAAUUUAAUUUGAUUUUCUGGAGAUCUGAGCGAAUUCAUCAACAAUACAGGGAUGACGUGGUGAACCGGAUCAGGACAGAGCUCAUGCUGGAACAUGAAGCUCAGUUUGAACAGCUGACCGCACAGCAUCAGCAGCAGGUCCAACAGUUACAGUAAGCCCCCACCCCAACAUAUCUCUGAAAAGGAAGGUCAUCUAAACACCUUUGAGCUCAUUUACAGUGCCUGAUAUUUUUCCACAGGUCCCAGCUGUCUGAGGUCAACGAUAAGAUGUUGGCUGUGCAGGAGUGUUACAUAUCUGUCUGCAAGGAGAAGGACAUGCUGCAAGAAAGCACACGCAACAGAGAGAAAGAGGAGGCUUUGACAAGAGAUACUGAGGUAAUCCAGAUCACAAAAUGAAUUUAGAAUUUCAGAAGUUUGAGGCUCAUCAGAGUAUUGAUAAGAAAAUAGACAUAAUUUAGAAAUAAAAACAUGACAAACUAGUGAUCAUGAGAAAUAUUUCUGUGUUGAUUCUCAUUAGUAGGUUGAUCAUCGUAUCUAUGAUGAAAUUGUCUGUGUCCAGCAUUGAAUAUUUUGUGGACUGACAUCAAUUUAUGAUUGAUUGUUUGUUGUUUUCAGCAAAAGCUGAAAGAAGAAAGUGAUACAGCUGUGGUGAAACUGAGGGCUGAGCUUGAAGCUCAACAUCAGACAUCAAUAAACCAGCUCAAAGCUUUGUGGUCCAAAGAAAAGGAGACCGAGAUCCAGCUGCAGGUGAACUCUCAGCUAGACUUGGCAAAGGCUGCUUGGAAAGAAGAAUUAGAAAAGGUAUGAUCCACCUGUACUCACUGCAUGACUCCCUGAACUCCCAAUGGUGAUUAUACCGCAUGUUGGACCUUAUAGCUUUUACUGUUUUUGCUCAGGUGGAGGAGACCUGGGCACAGAGGCUAGAGGAGGCUAACAGAAAGAGAGACGGACAGACUGCCGAGCGGACUGGUAAGAUAGAGGAGAAUAAAGCCAGCAGUGUGACCAUCACUGUGGAGGAACUGGACUCAAGACUCAGCGCUCAGAAACAACAGCUGCAACUGGAAGCUGACAAAGUCCGAGUCAAAGCUGUUGAGGACGCCAGGAGACAAGUUAAGACGGAGCUGCAUGAGAAGCACCUGGAGGAACUGGCCAAACAGGUCAGAAGAUUGAGCUUGACCUGUGUUACCCAUUCAAGCAUUCUUAUAAUUCUCUUUCAUUGGGUUUUUCUCCACACAAAUUUAAUCAAGUCAGUCACUGAAACUUUAAAGUUCAUUUAUAAGUUCAGUGGAAGUUGAUUGUCACACAACUCAUCUACAUAAUAUUUGCUUGAGUCCUGAAAUAUCUCUGGCUGUCUUUCCAUGAGUAAAGAUUGAAAAAUGUAGAAGCUGACGUUAAUGUUUGUGUUUCAGGUUGAAGGUGCAGUUACCAGGGCCUACAUCCGCUGGAUUGAAGACUUGACCUCAUCACCGGAGUACCAAACUGCACUCCAAACCGAGAGAGAGAAAUGGGAAGGACUACAAGAUAAACACACAGAACAACAGGUAUGUCAGUUUUUACUCUUCAUUUGCUGCUAUCGCUCGGCUUCUCCUUUAUGGUCAUGUUCUUAAUACUUUUUCAUGCUACAGGUAUCUAAGGCCCUGAAAGAGGCGGAGGAGCACUGGCGUGAAAACCACAGGGACCAUUUAGAAAGGCAGAGCUCUGGUAGUCAGAGGAUGGAAGAGCUCCAAGAGGAAGUGGCAGCUCUAUGCAGUCAGCUGGAGCAAGUGAAGAGUGAACAAGCUGCCCUGCUAAAGGCUGAGCUGGCUGGAGCCAAAGCAGUUUGGAACCGAGACAAACAGCAGGAGAUCUCCCUCAUACAGGCCUGCACUGAGCAGGUGUACCAAAAGAAGCUGCAAGAGCAGCAGAAAAAACUGGGACAGGCAUUGCAGCAGGCCAGGGAGGAAGCAGACGUCCAGAAGAGGGAGCUGCUCCUGCAGAUGGAGGCCAAGCUUCAGCAGAAUCUGAGGGUUAGGGAAGAGGAGUGGAGAUGUCAGCAUGCAGAGAUGGAGGAGGUCCAAAGACAGCAGAUGAGAGAUAAAUUUGUGGCAGACACCCAAGCCUGUCUUGCAGAAGUCCAGAAGGAACUUCACGGGAAUCAAACCAAAACAGAUCACCAGGUCACCGAAGACACCAGGAGGAGCAGCGGCGCCUCAUCAGACAACACAGUAACACAAAUCAUCCAAACCUUCUGCAAAGAAAAUAUCAACAGAGCGGUUUGUCAGGCCAAGAAGGAAUGGAAGAAGGUAAGUCAUUUUAAUACUAUGUCUCAUUUGAAGGUGAAAAAAAGGACUUCACUUGUUCAUUGUUUAGGUAGACAAUGUUUUUGAGUUUGCUUUCUUUUGUUUCCACUUACGCCUCCUCAGAUCAGCGAGCAGAAACUGAGCCAAGUGUUAAAAGAAACACAGCAACAGCAUGAGAGAGAAAUGAACAAAAUACAAAGUAUGAAUGACUUUUCGAAUCCUUAUUACAUUCAGUAUAAACUAUUCCUGAUAGAGUCAGGACUGUAGUGGCCCUGAUGAAUAACGUUGUUGUUGUUGUUGUUGUUUUCAGGUUCUUUGUCUCAGAGGAAGGAGCAGACUCGCUGUAGGCAGGAGUGCUCUGAAGCUGUGAGUAAGCUGCAGAAGAAGAACCAGGAGCUCCAGAGACACUUAGAGAAAGCCUGUCGUCAACUUCAGAACACUGUUCGAGAGCACAAAACUGCCAUUCAGCAUUUGAAAGGUAUUUUUUACAUUUAUUCAAACAGAUUUACAUGAAUCACAAAAUACAUGUGGAUCUGUGAUGAUGGACUACAACAUUUUUUAUUAUAGAUGAGCAUGAAAGCAGCCGACAGAAAGAAAAAGAGGAACAUCUGCAGCAGCUGGAGGAAAUGAAAGCAGCCAGAGAGUCUUCGAGGUUUGUGUUGUUUUCAUGAUUUCUCGUCUUGAGUUCAAAGGUCAAUAACUCCAUUAAUAUACUGUUGUAACUCGUGAGUCCGCCAAACAUUGACCGAGUUUAUAUUUCUCCUCCUCACCUCUCUCCCUCUUGAAGACUUUGCUUAUUUUUGCAUUAGUUAAAACAUUACUUUGAGGCAAAUGUUUUAAACAUUUUAUAACAUUAAAAAGUAACCAAGUUGUAUAUUAUGUAUGAUAAAUCAGUCAGCCUUAAAUUGAGAGGAAAUAUUUCUUAAAUACGAUUCAGACUGAAUAUCGUAUUUAAGAAAUAGCUUUAAAUUAACAUAUAAAUCUUUUCAGUUUUUUUACCAUUCUUCAAACCCAAGUUGACUGUGGUGUUCAAAGAAUAUUGUAUAGGCAAGUAAUGAAUCAUUUAUGUAAAUACAAGUAUGCAAACAUGAAUUUGUUCUUUCUUUAGAAGCUCUGAUCAACCGCAAAAUCUUCAGGAAGGCCUGCAGGAGAUGAAGCAGCAAUACCUGAAAACUGUGGAGAAGAUCAGAGGUUAGCAUAAAAGCUAAACUGUGAUAUACUUACUCUGUGUUUGAAAUAAUCUACAGCUAGAGCUUAAAUGGAUAUUCCAGUGUAAAAUUAAUUUAGGGUCAAACACACCGUAACACCGAGUUAGACACCACAUGAUGCAAGAUUCCAUUUCUAAAUCAGUGCAAAUACAAUGUCUACAAGCUCCACUCUGGUUGAUGUACACAUUGUGAAUUAAAGCACAGAUUCUGUUCAUGUUCAUGGCAGGAGACAUGCUGAGGUACCUCCAGGAGAGCCGGGAGAGAGCAGCAGAAAUGAUCCGAACAGAAGUGCAGAGGGAAAGGCAGGACACUGCCAGAAAAAUGCGACGCUAUUAUCUGACCUGUCUGCAGGAGUUACUGGAGGAUGGAGGAAAAACUACAGGGCAAGAAGCCAUAAUUGUUGUAAACUUGUUUUUGUGCUUUAGUGUGGCUUUUCGCAGUUAAUGUAUUGAUCUCUAUUCUCUAUAGGGCUGAGAAGAAAAUAAUGAAUGCUGCAAGCAAGCUGGCAGCCAUGGCGAAGGUGCUGGAGACCCCUAUUAAGAGUAAAUCUGGAAAGAACAGUUUACAGAGUGAGUCCUAUUCUGCUGAACUGAUUGACUCCACUUUUCUGCUAUGAAAUAUUAAUGAUGUUUGAAUCUGUCUCAGGUUGUUUGACGGCUGCCUCCACAGCCGACUGCCCUCAAGGUAGACACGCAGGUUACAAGAAGACCCCUUCAACACUGCCUGAGCUCCCUGACAUCAGAUCGGAGAACAGGUCCCUCAGAGAAAACACUUCUGCAGAUUCAGAGCAAAAGCAAACUGCUGCAAUGAGGACUAAACCUCGGAGUCACCAGGACAGUUCUGCCUCUGGGAAAGAGGAGACUCCGUUAGCGGCUGGGCUAAAACACCAAACUUCUGCUCACUCACCACUCCUCACUCUUAGACCUCCUCAACAGAUGUCUUCUCUAUCCCAGGUGGAUUUUGUUGAUGUUUCUGUGAGGAGUAAAAGCAGGGAGUUGUACCUACAGGGAGUUGGCCCUAAACAAACAGACUUGCAGCAGCAGAGUCAACCAUUUGUCAUUCAGGAGGCUCCGGUGAGAGACGAGAGACGAACCGACUGGAGCAUGACCAGCAGUGACUCAGAAACAGGCUUACAAGUUGCCAGACUCUCCGUCUCAGGGAGGAAAGUUGAACCGGUCAAACCAUUUUCCGUUUCUCCUACAUCAGCCUGUGGUUUAUCGGAAUUUGGCGGCCUCACCCCAGAUGUUUCUGACUUGACUGUUUAUAAUGAAAUUGCUGAAAGGACCCCCUACACCCAGAACUUAAACUUUCCUGAUGGUAAGAUAAGUUUGCACAGAGAACCCACCCCUGGCUCUGAGGGCGAGAAGAAGCAGGGAGUUUGUCCCAGGCCUGUGGUGUUUUCUGAGCUGAGGCAGCGGCAGCAGGACAGCGGCUUUGACAGUCCGUUCUACCAACAGAAAUGACAAAGUGGGGGGCAGGCAUGAAAGGAGGUAGGAAGAUGAGUCUACAGUCAACUCAAUGAUUGUAGCCUAACAAUGAGUGCCUUAAAUGCGUGGUUUGAGCUUUACAUAAGAUAGAAUCUUGACCUUAUGUUGGCAAUGUUUAAUGUGACCCAUCAGGGGAAAUGAUUUACUAUACUGCCACCAAUCCAAGACAAAGCAGUGAAAGACAUAGAGACGCCAAAGUAUUGUGGUGUAUUUGCAGUGUUUAGAUAGUUAUUACUCACCGUUACCUUGAGAGGAUUGUUAGAUACUCUACCGCUGAACUAAAACAUGAGUGCUUUUUUUAGUGGAGAAGGUGUUGAUGAGCACACACUGAUAUUUCACUCCAGAGAAACAUCUUUCUGUUUUUGCAUAAAUGCUUCAAGCGUUUCUUUCCAACGUUGUGCUCGCUUGGUUAGGUGAAAAUUUUACAUCCCAGCUGAGAGCAGUCUUAGGAAAACAUUACAAGGUUGGAUUCUGUUGCCCCGCCCACUCUGUUCAGUUGUGAAGUCAUGAAUGAAAGAUGCUGAAAGCUUACCCUUAAAUCAACUCUGUGAGGGUUAGAUAAGGUUCAGGUUAACUCCAUGUUAUGUUCUGUUUUUCCAUGAGAUGUAUGUAUGUGUCUGUGA